Messenger RNA from Exophiala bonariae, 1905 nucleotides. RefSeq lists its product as uncharacterized. The coding region runs from base 1 to 1905 and encodes 634 amino acids. The transcript has 3 exons. Lineage: Eukaryota; Fungi; Ascomycota; Eurotiomycetes; Chaetothyriales; Herpotrichiellaceae. Gene Ontology annotation, cellular component: nucleus. The record is from RefSeq and is a predicted model, not a curated record. Gene Ontology annotation, molecular function: DNA-binding transcription factor activity, RNA polymerase II-specific; transcription cis-regulatory region binding; zinc ion binding. Gene Ontology annotation, biological process: DNA-templated transcription; regulation of DNA-templated transcription.
AUGGAGCGCCACGGCAAAUGCCGGAAAUGCCACAAUACCGGAGUCGAUUGCGAAUGGAAGGAGAUCUCAAAGACUCGUCGACGACAACGUACUGGGCUACGAAUCAUGGAGCUUGAAGACAAGCUCUCUACCAUCAUGGAGUCUUUGCAUGCGGCUCAAACACCCUCUCGACCUGUGGCUCAAGACUCUCUGGCCUCUGUUUCUCAACCAGGCGACCAUGGGACCAUACAGGUACCACGCUAUCCUGCUCAAAGAACAAAUACUUGCGACCUCCACCUAGCGGAAGCAGCGGACAAGGGACACGAAUCUGUCGCAGCACCUCGCCUCCUGUCCAGUCUGCCUGUCAUGAGCACCUUGUCUCCGGAGCAAGCAUCGGGAUUGCUUGCGGACUUCAUUGCGGUCCAAUUGCCUCAGUACCCAGUCAUCUCUAUCCCAGUGGAUGUAACAGUCCAGUCCUGGCAGAGCCAUCGGCCCUUCACCCUCUCUGCUGCGAUAACUGCUGCCUGCGGUAUAUCCGAGCCUCGACUCUUCCAAAGCUUGUCUGAAGCAAAUUCCCAGCUUCUGUGCCAGGCCGCCAUCGUCGAGGGCGAGAAAAAUAUGGAUAUACUGCAGGCUCUGCUCAUAACUGCUGUCUGGUGCUACCCGCGAGGCGAUCUGAGGAAGCUGAACAUCCACCAGUGGACACACAUGGCCUGUACCAUGGCCAUGGAACUAGGUUUGGGAGGACAAACGUCCUGGCAAGUGCAGCACCGUGAUGUGGACGAACUAUUGCACAAUCCCUCCCCUAUUAUGCUAGAGAGAUUCCGUACCAUGUUCGGGGUGUAUCUAACCUGCUCUAGAAUCGCUACCAGCGCAGGUCGACAGAGGAUGAUAUCAUACAGUCCCACGACGCUUUCUGCCAUCUCACUUUUCAAACAGUCCAGUAGGGAUCCGAAUGACCAACGUCUUUUGGCAUGGCUGAAACUGCAGUCCAUUGCCGAAGAUAUUGAGAAAACGAAGGUGAAGAUCGCCAAUCCCGCAGUUGGAUCUGCCACAGAGGCAGGCCGUUUUAAAGACGACAUCGCCCUUUUCGAGGCUCGUUUGCGCGACUGGGAAGCCAUCACUGAGGUGGCUCUCUUGAAUGGCAUACUCGCUGACAAGGCUGGAUCAGAGUCUCUAAAGAUCGAACUCAAGUUCUGUCAAAGCAAACUCUACGAAUUGGUUGUCUACCUAGACCAGGAAAGCCAGCACCUCGAUCUUCCCCAGCUGGGCGUGGCAACUGAUCACCCACUAGCAGCGCCUCAAACCCCUUUUACACCCACGUACAUACGAACCCUCCUGGCAUUCAUUGGAAAUUGCCAAUCAAUCCUCGACAUCAUCCUGGCGGCGGACGUCCACGUAGUCCGCACAUUGCCGGUCCUGACCAUGCUCCGCGUCCCCUAUGCCUUCAAAGCCCUGGCGGUGCUCAUGAAGAGAAUGAGAAAUCCCGAUGACAGCAUUGGCAGGAUUAUUGAUGAAGAUACGCUCAGGUGGGACCACUAUGCUUCCUCUGUCGCAAGGCAGCUAGAAGCCGCCAGUGCGAUGGGUCUUUACGCGGUACCUGCCGCCAUACUCAAAUUGCGAGAUGUUGCCGGGCCCUCUCCACGAUCGCUACGAGCUGAAGAUGGAAAUGGUGAGUCGGCUGACUCCGGGCGUUGUUCUGUGCAGCAGCCUUUCCCGCCACCUCCAACUGCUUCAGAAUCAUCGAAACUAUUCAUACUUGGCUCCUCCGUCGAUGUGGCGCCUGACUUUUCGUUGGCUCGGGGUGUUCCAGCCAUGUCGGAUAAUUAUUUCUGGUAUGAAGAUUUCACCCAUUUCGCUAUGCCACCCGUCGAGGAUUCGAGGGCUUGGGAUUACUUCUCCGGUGCAGCCCUUCUGCCUAGCUGA